AUGAUUUUUAGAGUUGCGAGUGAUUGCAACUUUUUCUGUAACGUGCCCCUGGUCUGUUUGUCAUCCCGUUUAGUUCCCCCUACUACUAAACGAAGAACAGAAGCACCAAAGACCACAUCAGGGCAAGGAGAAAUAACAACAGAAGAGCAAGAGGCUUCUGAGGAACCACCAGAAGACAACACUGCCUUAAUCAUCGGUCUGUCUGUGACCUUUGGCCUACUGUUCCUCAUUAUAGUGAUGAUAUCACUUCUCUACUGGCGUAAAGGAAGAAGAGGGAAAGAGGACCUGGCAAGCCUACACACUGGUAUGGAAACAACUGGAUAUGAUAAAGAUUUCGGUAAUAUGAAUUUUGCAUUACAAGAGGUUGAUACAAGCAUGUUUGGGGAAUUUCCAGAUGACUCAAUGCCUUCCGGUGCAGGAAUUGAUAACCCAAUGUAUUCAUCGCCUUCAACCUUACCAAUAGACGAAAACAGUGAGGCCUGAUAAUGAAGAGCGCCAUCUCAUGUCAAGAUGUAGCCAUUCUUUAGUAUUAUUAUAACAUUAGAUUCUUGUACUAGGUUCAAACAAGAAAAAAAUGUAUUUACAUUAUUAAGCUUCUACAUUCCAUUAUCAUAUGCGUUGAUUAAUUUGAUAUUGAUUUGGUGGAAGCUUCUUUAUCUUUAUUCGAAACAGCUAGCUAUAAAAAAAAAUAUCAAAUACUUUCCACAUAUAGCCUGUUUUAGUGAAUAGUUGAAUAGUUUUGUGAACGGCCAUUAUAUGACUUGUGUAGAAUCCAUAUCAGCAUCUGACGCACAUUUAUUUCGUAUUUUUCCAAUAAAUGUGUAUUUAAUAUACAUGUAUAUGUCCGAAUAGUUCAUAUUUUAACAUGUUUAAAGAGAUGUAGAAGUUUACUCAUUUCAAUGAACCCCCCCACA
Molecule: messenger RNA, 914 nt
Organism: Lytechinus variegatus (green sea urchin)
Lineage: Eukaryota; Metazoa; Echinodermata; Echinoidea; Temnopleuroida; Toxopneustidae
Exons: 5
Coding region: 1-483 (160 amino acids)
Source: RefSeq, a predicted model, not a curated record